UAUAUGAUAAAUCCUUAAUUAAAACAAGGGCAUAAACGCGUUCUACUUGUGUUGCCAAAUUUAAAAAGUUUGACCGGAAGUCCAGUGUCGUAAACUCGAGGAGAAAAGCUAGUUGGGCUCGUAACGGUGCCUCCUUCUCUGCUGUAAAGAAGUUGGUCGUGAAUAUUUUUUUAGGCUCAAAAUUGACCAAAAAACAGAAGAGACAUGGCGCUUACCGACGCCGACGUCCAGAAACAGAUCAAACACAUGGUGGCCUUCAUCGAGCAGGAGGCCAACGAGCGAGUCGAGGAGAUCUUAGCGAAGGGAGAAGAAGAGUUUAACAUCGAGAAAGGCCGCCUGGUGCAAACCCACCGGGUGAAAAUCAUGGAUUAUUACGAGAAGAAGGAGAAGCAGAUUGAACAACAUAAGAAAAUCCAGAUGUCCCAACUGAAGAACCAAGCCAGGCUGAAGGUGCUGAUGGCCCGAGACGACAUGGUGACGGAUCUGCUGAAUGAGGCUCGAAAAAGAAUCGCCGACAUCGUCAAAGACCCGGACAGGUACGCCAAGCUGCUGGAGGGUCUGGUGCUUCAGGGGUUUUACCAGCUGCUGGAGCCUAAAGUCACCAUCCGCUGUCGGCAGCAGGAUGUAGACGUGGUUCAGGCUGCAGUUAAUAAGAACAUCUCUAUCUACAAGGAGACGGUGAAGAGCAACAUAACUGUCCGGGUUGACCAUGACCACUUCCUUCCAUCAGACAUCUGCGGUGGCGUUGAAGUCUACAACAGUAAUGGAAAGAUUAAGGUUUCCAACACCCUGGAGAGCAGACUGGAUCUCGUAGCACAGCAGAUGAUGCCUGAAAUCAGAGAGAUCUUAUUCGGUUCCAACCCCAACCGCAAAUUCUUGGAUUAAUUUGAGGAGAACUUCGCUGGAAACGUCAAGGAGAACCUUCAGACACCAGGAAGUUGGACCAACAAUGAACCAGAUAUGUGGAAACAAUUUUUUUUCCUGACAUUUUUCCUGAUUUCUUUUGAUGUCUAACAAGGAAACAGAGCGUUUGAGGUGCUGCCUUAAAAUGCGUCCUCUGGUUUUCCUUCAUUUAAACUGAAAUGUUGUGAGUUGAUCUUUCAGAACUGGAUGAAGCUAGUUUUGUUUAGUGCUUUCUGUCUGGAUAAAUUUUAAAUGUUCAUUUAUUUGGUUGUUGUUUAUAAACUUUCAGUUGACUAAUGUUUAUAUUCAUGCUCUUAUUUUGAAGUGGAUGAUGACAGCAGGUCUGUUUCCAUUCCAAAUUAAACAGCUUUAUUUGUUAAA
Molecule: messenger RNA, 1284 nt
Organism: Xiphophorus hellerii (green swordtail)
Lineage: Eukaryota; Metazoa; Chordata; Actinopteri; Cyprinodontiformes; Poeciliidae
Gene: atp6v1e1a
Product: ATPase H+ transporting V1 subunit E1a
Exons: 10
Coding region: 205-885 (226 amino acids)
Biological process (GO): proton transmembrane transport
Cellular component (GO): proton-transporting two-sector ATPase complex, catalytic domain
Molecular function (GO): proton-transporting ATPase activity, rotational mechanism
Source: RefSeq, a predicted model, not a curated record